This is a messenger RNA of Callithrix jacchus (white-tufted-ear marmoset), 944 nucleotides long. It is a transcript of the gene DDIT3, whose product is annotated as DNA damage inducible transcript 3. The record is from RefSeq and is a predicted model, not a curated record. Gene Ontology annotation, cellular component: cytoplasm; CHOP-ATF3 complex; CHOP-C/EBP complex. Gene Ontology annotation, molecular function: RNA polymerase II cis-regulatory region sequence-specific DNA binding; transcription factor binding; DNA-binding transcription activator activity, RNA polymerase II-specific. Gene Ontology annotation, biological process: ER overload response; intrinsic apoptotic signaling pathway in response to endoplasmic reticulum stress; negative regulation of transcription by RNA polymerase II. Lineage: Eukaryota; Metazoa; Chordata; Mammalia; Primates; Cebidae.
UCUAAGGCACGGAAAAUAUCAUGUUGAAGAUGAGCGGGUGGCAGCGACAGAGCCAAAAUCAGAGCUGGAACCUGAGGAGAGAGUGUUCAAGGAGGAAGUGUAUCUUCAUACAUCACCACACCUGAAAGCAGGCAUCAGACCAGCUUGCCAACCUGUUUGUCCACCCACUCCCCAUUACCCUGCAAAUAUGCUUUUCCAGACUGAUCCAACUGCAGAGAUGGCAGCUGAGUCACUGCCUUUCUCCUUCGGGACACUGUCCAGCUGGGAGCUGGAAGCCUGGUAUGAGGACCUGCAAGAGGUCCUGUCUUCAGAUGAAAAUGGAGGUACCUGUGUCUCACCUCCUGGAAAUGAAGAGGAAGAAUCAAAAACCUUCACCACUCUUGACCCUGCCUCUCUUGCUUGGCUGACCUCUGAGGAGGAGCCAGGACCAGCAGAGGUCACAAGCACCUCCCAGAGCCCUUGCUCUCCAGAUUCCAGUCAGAGCUCCCUGGCUCAGGAGGAAGAGGAAGACCAAGGGAGAAACAGGAAACGGAAACAGAGUGGCCACUUGCCAGCCCGGGCUGGAAAGCAACGCAUGAAGGAGAAAGAACAGGAGAAUGAAAGGAAAGUGGCACAGCUAGCUGAAGAGAAUGAGCGGCUCAAGCAGGAAAUCGAGCGCCUGACCAGGGAAGUAGAGGUGACCCGGCGAGCUCUGAUUGACCGAAUGGUGAAUCUGCACCAAGCAUGAACGGUUGGGACCAUCACUCCCCAACCCGGACCACACUACCCGCUUUUCUCAGAAGUGGCUACUGACCACCCUCUCACUAGUGCCAAUGAUGUGACCCUCCAUACCACAUAUUCAGGGAGGAGGCUUGGAGUUAGACAAAAGAAAGGGUCUCAGCUUGUAUAUAGAGAUUGUAUAUUUAUUUAUUACUGUCCCUAUCUAUUAAAGUGACUUUCUAUGA